AUGCGUUUUUAUGGGACUGUGUGUUCCGUUCUUGCAGUGAGUAGCAUCCUGGGCAAGGCGCUUGGCACGGAGGAAUGCCAAAAUGCUGAGCAGGCAAGCUUCUCUGUCCUGCAAACCCACCAGCUGCUCACCAAAGACCAUGUGAAGAAAGAAGAAGAGGAGUUCUUUUGGGCCUCCGGCCGCGGGAACUUUCCCGAAUAUGCAGUGUCUCAGCAUCCUGCCCCCUUCAAGCUGGCUGAUGCAUUCGCUUGGCAGUGGCACCACCCACUUGGAAGGUUUGCUACUCUGACCUAUGGGACAGCAAUCGACGGGGAAAGCAACAUCUACCUGUCAGCUGCAGAUGGUAUCCGAAAGUUUGAUCAGAAUGGCACAAUGCUUUGGGAGUACGAAUCGCUUCCUGCAGAGGUUGUGAAUGCGCCAUCAGUGUACGAUGGAAUGGUCUAUAGCAGCGACACGCAUGGCAAUGCAUUCGCUCUAGAUAUGGAGACCGGUCAUGUGGUGUGGAAGACCAGCGUGGCAGUGAACAUCGGCCAAGACAACGGCUUCAACAUGGUCCAUGCUGGUAUUGCCCUUGUGGCAUGCGAUUGGCGAUUGCCGUCGCCACAGGGUGCUGCCAACCAAAAGGUGAAGGCGCUGAAUGCAAGCACAGGUGGCGUGUUGUGGACAUAUGUGCCAGACACGGCCGUUUGGAACUUCUUGCCGCUGUUCGUUGACGACGACUCAUUUGUCUUUCAGGAUAUGACGGGUAAGGUCUACCGCCUGACCUUGAGCACGGGAGACCUCGUAUGGAAGACCGGGGGAUUGAAUGGGACUUGGACUGACGGUGGUGCAGCGGUCGGUGCGAACGGCCUCGUAUACGCCGUGAACAACAAUCACCGGCCUGAUGAAGACCCUAAAACUGAAGAUAUGCCUGGGACGCUCAGCGCCUACAACCUUACUGAUGGACAGCUGGUUUGGACGAUCACAACACCCCGGCCUCCGAACAAUGCACCAGCAGUUGGACAAGUAAAAAAUUUGCCGGAUUUCUCGGUGGUCAUGCCUCUCUGCCAGCAGGUGCGACCGGGGGCUACUUGCGAUGUUCAUGUUUACGAUGCAGAGACGGGUGGCCUGCGGUGGGUCUUCCACGGCCCCUCCCAGGAUGGGUUGCUACAGGCUGGUGACCUGGAAGGGGUCUUGGGCCGCACCAAGCGCGGUGUACGCAGCAUGUGCCUUCCGAACGGGUGGAGCGCACCAACUAUUGACGCUGAGGGAACAGUUUUCGUGGGCAAUGAGAUGGGCAACUUUUAUGCGCUAAGGGAUCUGGACGGUGAUGGAGUGACGUUUGGAGAGGGCGAGGUAGCUUUCUAUGACACGAAGGCAGCUUUCUCCGGCUCCUCCAGCCCGGCCGUUGCCCCAGGUUUGCUGGCAGUGGCCUCCUGCGACACCCUCUUCGUGUUCAAGCCGUGA
This is a messenger RNA of Symbiodinium pilosum, 1446 nucleotides long. The record is from the annotation of a GenBank genome assembly. Lineage: Eukaryota; Dinophyceae; Suessiales; Symbiodiniaceae.